Messenger RNA from Spirometra erinaceieuropaei, 13422 nucleotides. NCBI's taxonomy places the organism in Eukaryota, Metazoa, Platyhelminthes, Cestoda, Diphyllobothriidea, Diphyllobothriidae. The record is from the annotation of a GenBank genome assembly.
AUGAUUGAAACCACUCAAAGAGCCCUGAUCGUUCCUGUGAUCUGCGUUCUCUUCUUCUUCUUAUCAUUCCUGCUGCUACGGAAUACCUCUCCUCCAUGUGGAUUUACUAGACCACCACAUGCGCCCCAUGAUAAACUGGAUUCUCUCCAGUUGCCACCAGAAAAGGUCUCAGUCCGUCUGUUUUUUUCUAAUGAGCCUGUUUUUCGGGUAUGUGACUCUCCUUAUUUGCGACACCUUCGUAGUUGCUGGCGCCUAGAAAUCGUCCAUUAAAAGUACAGGUUUUGACUCUGCUUUGUAAAGAUCCGCAUCGGCCAAGCAGUGACACAUGCGCCGUCAAAAGUCUCCAGGUUCUCUGUUUUCACUGUGAUCAACUUUGUUACCACAGUUUGCGGAUUGUCCACGGACGCGAGAAGGCGAGCUGUUGAGUUUUCCAGAAAGUGUGUCACAGUGCACACCCUAUGAGACAGAAGAACCGAAAUGGCCUCAUACGGUAAGUUCCUCUUCUGAGUCCAUCUACUUUGUUUCCCAAGUAUCUCGGUGCUAGCCUGCCCAUCGACUUGACAGAGGAAUUUCAACGCUUCAGAACCAAAUUUAACAAAACAUUUGGCACAGAAGGUUCAGCUACACUUUCAUCGUUACCUUGGUUGUAGAUGAGUAUCGUUAUUCCACAUUCUGUGAGAAUUACUUUAAAGCCAUUCUUCUGCAGUACUACGAUCAGGGAACAGCCGAGUACGGUGUCACCGAGUUUUUCCACUAUACACGUAAGUCCCUAUGCGGCCCAUUUGACACUUUCUUAGAGUCUGAAUUUGCAAGAAUUUAUCUCAACCAGCCUGUCGAUCUGUCAAACCGGCCGUCUGACAAAAUAACCACCUAUUCGAGUGUAAACAUUCCGGAUAGUUUCGACUGGCGCGACAAGGGUGCAGUCUCUGAAGUAAAAAAUCAGGGUAACUGCGGAUCAUGCUGGGCGUUUUCUGCAACAGGCAACAUCGAAGGCCAAUGGUUUCUCCACAAAGGCGAGUUACUUUCUCUCAGCGAACAGGUACGUCCCGCCCUCCCCAUUCGAAACCCAAAAUGACUGAAUUUCGCCAACUCAGUUCUUGUUGGUUGCCCGGUGUGGAAAGUCCCUGGAGGUAGUCAGCAUUGUCCACACCACACGCAGAGGUUGAAUAUAGUAAAUACUCGAAAGUUAUUGACAACUAAGUUUCGCCCCCCCCCCCUGACGAGGUGUCAAACAGGCUAAUUACAUGGAGCAAAUUUUUCAUUACAGCUGCCGAAAAAGUGGGGCUCACUCAGCCGAGGACAGUUUUUCCUGUCUAAUAAGGUUCAUAUUUUUGUAGACAUGGUAACGGAACUACUUCUGUCACAGGAAGGGCGUUCACUGGCCAGGUUACGGAAGGUGCUCGUCUCGUCGCACCUUCGAACUCAAUUAAGAGCCCCCGGCCAGUCGCGGAUCGGCCAAUGAUAUAUGCGGAGAGGGGGUACUGACAAAUGAUGGCGGCAGUUUGUGGCUUACGGGGCGUCAUUGAUCAGCCAUAUCCAACCCCAGCUCUGAAUGGCUAGGAGUUCGAACUUGGAUUUAUAGUAAUAUACCGUAACAGACGCAAUAUGACGAGCACGUUCCGCAACCCAGUCGGUGAAUGCCCUUCUUGUGUUAGUGAUUAUUCCAAAUCACAAUCGAAGGGGCAACGAGUCCGUGGCUCAUCGACAGAAUGUUUAACAAAUUAACAUCCAGUGACUAAAAAACUCGUUCGAAUCCCUAAUAAUGCUGGCUGGCGGUUGGGUGUAGCUGGUUGACGAUUGCUAAUAGGCCGAAAAUGGCCAUACCAGUCUCCCAUGUCUUUGUCAGUACUCCCUGCUGCUUGUAGAAAAUAUUUUUAAUCACGGAGUUGCUAGCCUUCCUCAUUCACAUAUCUCGAGUCAGUUUGAUUUUCCGACGGUCCCGUUGAAAAUAAAUAGUGUCGAUUGAAUGACAUCUCUCUGGACGUAGAGAAUGAUGCAGCCUCCGCAAUUUCAUGUUUUCUGUGAGUCUGGUGUUUCACUUAGGCCACUAAAGUGUUACGUUUAGGACGGAUUUGUGCCAGUUGGCAGACGAGGUACAACUUAUACAUUGCCUAACCUCGCUGCAGGCGAGAGUUGUUAAAAGUAGAGGCUGAUGAACCAUGGCUUCUGGAAUGGAGGAGCUUAGCGCUACUAGCGAUGCCCGCAAUCUGUGCCUGUUGCAUUAGCAGUCUGGCAAAAAGGGUGUGUUAGACAGGCGAAACUAGAACCUCCCGUCCACCCAGAAGAUCGAUUGGGUUUGUGUAUAGUUGCUUUGUCCUAGACCUGUCGGUAAGACAGAUUAGUCAGACCGUAAAGAAUCCAACAGUUGAGCACAUUUUGGUCCUUCGAUGUUGCCGAAUCGCGAAGCCCAUCGAAACCCCUCUGUCGUCAGCUGAAUUAUCCACACGUGCGGGCACUGUGAAUACGUGUGCCCAGCCGGUUAAUUCCUUUGGGGUGCCUUUGUGCAGCCAACAUUACCUCUCAGACCAAUCUUAUAAUCGCCGUUGACAUCGUCCCAACCCCUGAGGUUAACUGACCUCGAACCUCGGGACUUCACAAAGCAUCAAACAGACAACGCCAACCCACCUGCCUAUGUAGCGCCUGCGGCUCUACGAUGGACACAGGGGCUGGUGCGUUGAAUUUAACAGUCGUAAGACCCGGAUUCACGCUUACUGCCCUCCCCUGACUGACCACGAGCCCCAUUCCUGGACUCGUGCCACCAGCUUAUUGUUAAUGCAAGCACAAGCCUCCUGUAGGGAUUAUUUCAUGCCAGGUAAUCUCAUCACUCAGGUCAGGAUACCGGCUUUUGCACGAGCUUCCUUCCGGCCGCCUGCUAAAACCACACUCCGUAAAAAUAACCAAUUAAGUAGUAUGAAUUUUCCCCAUCGAUUUUCGGUGCUUUUGUGAACUUAAAUAUAUUUUACUGAGAAAACUUGCAAAAAUAUCGCUUCUCGUGCUUAGUUGCCAGCAAAUUACUUCCUCGUAAAUUUCACUAUUCUUUAUUCUUGUGACUAUCCUGCGCGAUAGUUUGUCUUACGAGCCUGCUCAGAUAAACUUCUCUUACCGAAGACACCUUUCAGAAUUGCGGUCAACAUUUCAUGAGAUAGCACAUCUACCGAUCGUGCUACGGAACCUGCCUGUCCCGUUGUGUUUUGGGGCUGGAUCUAGUGCCCAGUAGGCCGCUACACAGCAGCCAGCGGUGUACACCGAGGGAGUCUGGAAUGGCCAUUUCUACUUUGUCAUCCGUCGUCAAAUCCAUGUGUGCACCACCUGAGCCCCGAUCCUUUAAUCCAAUCGGUGAGCGCACAUGCGGUAUGGGACGCUCACCGAUCGCGCCUCGGGACCCACUCCUCCCGCCAAGGGUUUUGCGCUGCUUGCCAUUUGACAAUAACUGGUUGUUUGUUGCCUGUCGCUGUGUCAUAGCUUACGCGGGCUCUAGAGUGGAGAUCCACAGCAAAGCAAAACCGGCAGCACCCUGCACUGCUUCAUUCCGGGUGGAUUGGUGAGCACUAUAGUCUCAUGCUACUUAAUUUACACUUACUUCCCUCUCUUUGCAGGAGCUCGUGGACUGCGACAAGAAGGACAAUGGGUGCGCCGGUGGUUUCAUGACAACAGCCUUUAAGGCGGUGGAAGAACUGGGCGGUUUGGAGACCGAGGAGGACUACCCAUACAAGGCUGAUACGAAAAAAUGCAGUUUCGACCGAUCCAAGGCCAGAGUUUAUGUCAACGGGUCGGCGGAGCUAUCGCAGAAUGAAACAGAGCUGGCAGCCUGGCUCGCGGAAAACGGUCCUAUAAGCGUUGGCAUAAACGCGCUGCCACUCAUGGUACGCUGCUUCUUUUUUGCCAUUCCUGAUCAGUUCCUACCGUGUUUUCCAAGCCGAUCAACCACAGUUAGUAGCCAUGUGUGCAACCAUCUGUGAUUUGUUCUGCUCUUCCUGCUGUCAUUUUAAGCAUACUGAAGUACAAAAUUAUAGAAGACGGUCCCACUGUCGCAGCCGACUCCCUCACCACACUACGCUUCGUAUGUAUGCUUGCAACCGCCCCUUUCUUUACUGAUGUACUGUACAUCAGAAACCCAACUGAACAACUGUUCCUCUUUGCUUUUAAGAACAUUAAGUGUUGAGCUUCUAUCAGCAGGUCCGGUCCGUCGAGACCCCUAGCUGAUGACCUCAACGAGCUUUCGUGCGGGUCAGCUCAUCUGAGGGUUAGCGAAGGUCACCACCUGGAUGGCAGCGGUGUCCAUAGGAUCAAAACUGUGACGGCGUACUGUUUAUACAUCGUAUUGUCGAAGUGACUCAUGGGCAGUUACGACUGCGAAUGCACGUGUGUCUGAGCUGAAGUGGGUCAGCGCGUCUAAAGCGCUUGCUGUAAAGGUGAGCGACUUCGAGGCGGCGGGGUUUUGAACAAGGACGCCAAGGUCGGUAGCAUAUCCAUAGCAAAAUUUGGAUCGUUGCUGGCCCUCCUACAUCGGAGACAGUAAGUUGGACACAAAAACUUCGGUAAAGUGCUAUUGCGGCGCAACUGUGACCCGUUGGCUUGUCGGUUUUGUCCGCCUCAUCGACAGAUACAUUAGAUAUGCUAUCUCAUGAAUUUUUAACCGAAAUCCUGAAAUGUGUUUUUGAUUCGAAAAGGCUACUUAGGUAGGGUUGUAAUAUUAGUGAUUGUGCGGCAGAAUCCCAGGACAUUUCAGUCAUAUCAGGAUCUCAGCUUUUGAACGAGUUCCUUUUCGGCCGUCUGCAAAAACGGCACUGCAACAAAUGGACACUUGAGCAGUAUGCAUUUUUCACUGAUUUUCGACGCCAUAUACAUUCAGAUAUACGCCACUGCGAAUAAAAAUAAAAAUAUUCGUUAUUUUACUCAUUUGGUAGUAAAUUAUGUCCUUUUAAAACCUUAUACCCAAAGAAAGAAUAUAAUUCGGUUUUAACAAUUCCGAUCUCCGAAUAAUUUUUAGCCCGACUUACCAUAUCCUACGUUUUCUACACGCUAUCAAGAUGCCAUAUAGGGCUCAUAAAAUUUUAUAGCAAAUUUAAAGCAUAUUGCAUACUUUGAAAGCAAUAUUAAUAACUGUGGAGUUACGAUGCUUUGCGAAUGGACAUUUCAGUCUUAAAAACCUCGUAAUUCCUCAGGUAUGAAAUUUAAAGACGUGAUUUGCUACCAGCUGAGUAGAAGAACGAAUGUCUUUGUGCGUGUUUUCCAUUAGAAGAGACAGUGGCGAGUGGACGUUCCUUUCGGUAAAUUCUCAUCAGGCCAAUGCAGUUACAUAGGGCGGGGUACAGUGAGUGAAACGAAAAUCGAUAAAAGCUAGGUUUUAAAUUACAGGCUCGGCAAGAGCGGAAGGGCGCCGAAAGUUGUAUGUGGUUAGUCAACCUUUAACCACGGUAAGCGCGGAGCCUGAACAAGGUUCUUUUGGGCGCAUAGGGUCGGUUUUCGUUUAGAUGUGUUUAAACUUAUAAGGGCAUAAAAAGUCGAUGAGGAAAGUGCAUACUACUUUAGUAGUCAUUUUUAACUGAACGAAGCUUACUGAAAAGCUGUCAUCCUGUUGUGACUGAAAUACCUCGGGAUUGUGAUGUACGGCAGUUAAUAGUACAUCUCCACUUGAGUCAUCUUUUCGAUUCGAAGACGGACUUCAUGAAAUGGGACGUUCACUGUAGAUCUUUACGGCCCGUCAAGCAUGACAAUUUCUUGUCAACUGUGUUUGCCAUUGUCCGCCACCGGUUUGCUGCUCAUCCACGUAGGAAUGCUGUCGGGGUCGGGGUAGCUCAAUAUGAUAGCCUUUUACCGAUUAAUUAAUACUGGGCAAACCUGGUCUUAACCACCUCACUCCCACAGCCUACUGUCUUUCCAUCCGUCCUCGUCUGAAACGGCCUUCACGACUCUCAAAUGCACUUAAAACGCAACCAAAAGCAAGUACAAGUAUCAUGAAAGCGACGUUGCCCGAUCAGGUUAGGGGACAUGUUCGUUCCGCUGCGUCUUUUGACUCAAUCUAGAGCCCUCGCAAACCAACUAGUAGCAUUACAGGAAGGAGUAACAGGAUGAGCAUGCCCUGUGACCUGAUCAGCAGCGAACUUCCACCAUGGUUACCCUUCUCGAUCGCAACCGACAGAACAACGGGCCUCUGUCUCAAUGCUACAGCGUUGAAUUGCUUAACGUCCAGUGACCAAAGAACCGACACUUGAAUCUCAGGUCGGCAUGACCUGGGGCUGGGUAUGGCUGACUGACGGCGGCUGAUAGGCCAGAAAUGGCCAUUCAGGUCUCCUUUGGCUUUGCUGGUACUGGUGCCUUUAGCACACACAAAUGUCUUUCAUUGUUUGGAGAUCGCGUUACUUUAGUGAAAAUUCCGCCCUAAGGAGCGAGAAAGCCCGCCUAGCCAGGAAGCAUGUGUCACUGGAGAGAGUGGAACUGCCCCACACCUCCGCCCGGUUUCUCGCCUCCGCUCUACGGCGAUGCAUAUCCAAACAGCUUGCGAAUUUUGCCUAUCUAAUCUUAUCUCAGUGUCGUGCGGUGAACCUAAUGUAAUCUGGGGCACACUUUCGUCUCCGUCCGAUCACAAGUGUUUACUGGUCCCGCAGGUUUCCAUAUUACCCAUAGUCAGCAUUUUGUAGAUAGGCUCCGCUCAGUAGGAAUUGCGGAGUCGUUUUGAAACUGACCUUCGAUAUGGCUCUCUGGCGAAACUUAACAUUAUAAGAUGACGAGGUAACUCAAGGAUGUUCCUUAGUGUGAUCGGAUCUGUUACUGGCUUCCAGCGGACGGCAUUUCGCAACUGUUCAUUCGCGAUUUUUCCCCACGCAGUGGUCUGCGACGCCAGUCAUCCCUUGUGUUCCCGGCAACUCAUCAGCUGAAAUCAUCCCACCCUGGUUUCCGUGUACUAAAUUUUCUGGCUCGACGAAUCUCCAUUUAUUAUAUAUUUUCCAUAUCUACUCUGUUAAUUAAGGUACUCCAAGUGUCACUUUGCACGCAACCACCUUUUCUGCCUAAUCAAACGUAGCGACAGUUUAGUCACCUACCUACUUUCUUCGUCUCCAAAUACUCCAGCUAACGUAUUUUUUCUUCAAGUUAGGCUGUUUAUUGUAGGCUUUAUAAGAGCCACAUUGCCUGCUUCUACUGACAGCAUUCCAUGCAUAAUUUGUUUCUUGAACUCGUCCUUUCAUCUUCCACGUCUUUUCUUUUCUAGUUCUACAUCAGGGGUAUUGUUCACCUCCCCUCUUUCCUGUGCCCGUCCUUCAUGAUUGAUCACGGCGUGUUGUUGGUCGGCUACGGAGUCGGGCCCACCAUUAUUCAUUCUCACGUGCCCUACUGGAUCGUUAAGAACAGUUGGGGAAAGUCCUGGGGCGAGGCGGUAGGUUGUUCUCUUGCCAUCUAUCUACACAACCACUCAGUUUUGUUAAGUGACGGUUUAGUGUAAAUACGAAUACACAAAGUUUGACGCUUUUACUUUUGAAACAGUAGCCUGAAGUCUUCUUUUUUGACCCUGCCACCUGCCGACCGGCACCUCCGUUUUGAUGCGCUGACUGUGGCGUAAUUUCUUGCGAUGACAGUUUGCCUGUCUGUCUGGAAGCCUUGUUUAAGGCGUUGACCAGAUCAGGAGGCAAUUCUCGACUCUCAUUUUUAUUUCAUUUUCUAUUCAAAUGGUGGACUUGAGUUAUAUCGGCACCGUAUUCGCUCUUCCUCUUCUGCAAAGGACUAUUUUUAUGGUCUGCCGUGACUUUUUACAGGUCAUUUUUUCAUUCUUUGUGCGGGGUUGACUUUUUGGCCCGUUACUGACGCCAAUGAGUUUUGUGGCGCAUCCUUCGAUCCCACGUACAAGUUAGCCCAACAAAAUUCCUAUUAAGUGCCCGCUCCAGCGCUUUUUGCAAUUUAGUUAGUCCACUCGUAGCAGGCUACGAGGAGCACCAUCUGUGCGGAGAGGGCAUAGUGACGACUUGUGCAGCGAUUAUUCUCCUCCCUAAUAAUUACCCUGACCUCCGCAGGGGGCUACGUGGCAGACGCGCUGUACCAAAACGGGGGUCUUAUUGGCUCACGACCCGCGCCAAUCGGGCCGCGCAGAGUCCGCGCUAACCAUGUUUACUGUCGUACAUGAAAUACUAGUUAUGGCACGCUUUGACAUAGGCCCUCACUAGCUGGUUGACGGGCUCGGCCAAACGAAUAAUGCGUGGGAGUGGGAAGAGGGAGGGUGAGGAUGACACUGGGGACCCAUGUUCACGGCACGUCGGCGCAUCGCUCGUCGUGCUUGAAUCUAUCACCACGCGCUAAAAGUCGUGGCUGAAAAGGUUGCCAACCAACGGGAGAACUCUGUCCCUCUCCGGACGGACAACCAGGCUGCAAUGGUUUCUUCUUAAUGCGGCUCUAAAGGCAUUUACACGUGUCGGUUCGAGCCACCCUCACAAAAGUUGGAGAAAUUUAUAGUGGAGACCAGGUCGUGUAUGACACGCCCAGACGGACUGUAUAAUGUUGUCAGGCGAUGGCCCGAGUCCACCUCCGGUCGUCUUAACACUGAUUUUCCAUCGGAACAAAAUGGGUGGGGGGAUGGGAGAGUUUGGUGGAUGCUAUUCAAUCCCGCUUCUGUAGACUAAUUCGCGCGCAAGUCGCCAUCCUGCGUCCACUCCAUGGAACACGUAAUGGCUCUCAUCUUUCGCAACGCUCGAGCAGCAUGUUAAAAUGUCAAGACAAAUCAAAACCACCGGUGACCAACCCAGAUGCAGCUGCUAGCAAGCCUGUAAUGUUGUCUACGUGGGUAUUGGUCUUUGACUUUGUACGAAUCUGUCUUCAAGGAUCGCCACUGGUAUUACCACAAAUACUACACUACGAAUAAACCAUUGCAGGCAAACCUCCAGCCCUAAAUAAGACGGUCAGUUCCCCGCCGUUGACCCCACGCGAAAGUUAAAAAAUCUUGACCAGUAAAGUGAUUAAAUUAAGCGUUGAGUCCACCUCCACUCGAUCGGAGGUAAGCGAACCACAGACAUAAUUUUACCUAGGGGUUGACGUGGUUUGCAGUGGGCGUUUAGCGCCUGCCCGAGACUACCCCCAGAUAGACAUUCCUCAUGCUUAUUCGUGCGCUGCUCUAUAUAUCUACGUUUACAACCUGCAAAUAAGCAUAGUUGGACAUAACAUGUGCCCUGCGUGAUUUAACAGGUAUGAACUAAUUUUUCUGCUAUUCUGGCAAAUUCAGUACUCUUCGCUAUUUUACGAAGCCCUUGGAAUUGAAAGUACCAAGCAGCCUGCCAGCGAACCGUAGACAACUUGUGUUGGCCGUGCUGCUGGAUGAAAACCUGCGAACUAUGUCACCCGACAAAAUAAGAUGCUUUCAGAGGUUUAGUGUUGAAGGUAUGGAAUUUUGGACAUUAGAUCGCUCUAGCGAUAACGAUAACCAUAUGGUACACGUUAUAAUGCGGUUGAACUCCACAUCAGCUACUGCGUUCGAUCUCAUCUCCAGUUUUUUUCACUUUGACUUGGUGCUCGAAUGCCAGAGGGGGGUCGUUACAGUUCGGAUCUGGCGCAGACUCUUAAGCCAUUGCGACACAGUUCCCCAUCGUGAUCUAGAAGUUUGCCAACUGAUGUCAUAGGUCAUUUCUACACAUAGAUGUUUCUUAGUGUCGUCUCUGCAGCAAUCCGAUAAGAUCUCGCCGUAUACUGACCCUGUCGUAAUUACGGACCCGUACGUGUGUGGUACGCGCAGACUAAGUUUCAAAUUCGUCAACUACUGAGUCCGCGUCAAUCUCCAGUCUCAUCGACUGUCUUUUCGGCUGUCGGAAGAGGAAUGAAGACCAGUAGGUGGGCUAACGCAUAAAAUGUCAACCAAGAUUCCGAAAUGCGUUCUCGUUUCGAAAAGAUUAAAUAGGGUUGUAAAACUACUUAUUGUGCAGCAUAAUUCUAUAAUAAUUCAGUUACCUCAGGGUGCCGGCUUUCGAACGAACUUCCUUCCGGCUACCUGCAAAGACCACACUCUUUAACAAAUGACUACUUAGGUAGCACACAUAUUUCUCAUUGCUUUUCGAUGCUCUUAAAAAUCUUAUUAUAUUUCAUAGAAAAUAUGCAUAAAAAUAUUCCUUGUCUUGCUCAUUCGGUAGAAAAUUACGACUUCUUCCAAUUUUAUACUCGGAGGAAGCGUAUAAUUCGGUUUUCGAAAACUUUUUCAUUUCUCGAAUGAUUUUGAACUCGACCUGCCGUUACAUUUGCAUUCAGGAUUUCCGAACUACAAGCCAUAUGCUUUCCGCGGACGGAAAACCAUACAUUUGUCUACGGUAUUAAUAGGAGCCCAUACGGGAUCCAUAAGGUUUAGCAGUGGAUUUCAGCCAUAUUGAUAUAUGCAGAGAAAUGACGUUUUAUGAAUAGACAUUUCACGGUAUUAAAAAAAUCUUGCAAUUAGAAACCCUUUUAAAACCGAAAUAUACCCCUCCUUCGAGUAUAAAAUUGAAAGAAGUCGUAAUUUUCUACCGAGUGAGCAAGACAAUGAAUAUUUUUAGGCAUGUUUUCCAUGAAAUAUAAUUGGACUUUUAGGGCCAUCGAAAAUCAAUGAGAAAAAAAUGCAUGCUACUUAAGCAGUCAUUUUUUAAACAGUGUGGUUUUUGCAUGCAGCCGGAAGGAAGUUCGUUCGAAAGCCGGUACCCUGAGGUAACUGAAUUAUUAUAGAAUUAUGCUGUACGAUUAUUAGUUUUAUAGCCCUAUUUAAUUAAACUUUUCGAAACGAAAACGCAUUUCGGAAUUUUGGUUGACAUCUCAUCAGCUAGCCCACCUACUGUAGAUGCCGCACAAACCUGAUUCGCUAUAAACAGCUUUGCGCGAAAUUCACCACUACGCCCUCCAACACUGUGUUAGUCGUUGAAUCAGCCGGGCUCAUGUCUGGCUGGCCUGGACGGUGUGUCGCACAGGGCGUCUCUUUGUGCCCGACGGCUUGCGGUAGCAGAUGUGGGGAUCUUGACCCCUCAUAUUCUCCAACAAAGACCGAAUACCGAGAGUUCAAGAACAACAUCGAUGCCUCUCUAGCCGACUUCAUAUGCCUCGGCAAGGAACGUCAUUUAGAUCGGCAGUAGUAAAUUCACAUGGUAGGCGACAGAAGAUGUGCCUGAACCCCUUCAACCUUCUUUUUGGCCUAAAAUAACCUCUGCGGACGCGUACGGUCCAUUUUGAGAAAUAGCCUGUACCCGUCUGGCGAACGAUUUUCAGGCAUUUAUACUGUUGGAGAACAGAACAGAUUGGUGGGCACGAUAUCAAGACUGACAUGGAGGCUAAUAGAAUACCCCUCUGACAUAGUCGAUGCGACAAGCGCUGCCGUUCCCGACUGUCACCCUAGAGUGUUUAAAAUUGACAACUUUUGCCUGCUGUCUGUUGUUAAUCAGGAGACGCCCUCCGCCGACCAGAAAUCUAGUUCGGGCACACUUGGCGGCCUUGUUCAUCCGUCAUAUCAGGUUCUCUAGGUCACUGCAUUUUAAUGCUGUUUGGGACGGUGCCUUCUGCACGCCGGAGGUCGGCCAGCCGUGCGUGUAGUUUCAGGUCAUACACUGUCAGUAUCACGUACAGCUCUUCGGCGAAUCCAAUCAGUAACACUGUUGCACACUGCAUGACAAAACCCACGAAACGCUGAUUUGAAUUUUCGGCACACUCUCAGGUAGGCCUUACGCAGGGCAGAACAUGUACAUUCCUACACGUUAUCACAGUGGCUUUUAACUGAGAAAUUUAUGUUAAUGUGUGGAUUUUACCCGAAACAAACUACCUACCUAAGUGGUGCGAGUUUUCUCAAUCCACUUGCUGCCCGUAUAAUUUCAAUUAUUACGUAAUAAAAAGAACUUACAUAAAGACGUCUCUUGUUGAAGUUUGCGCCGCCUUCAACUUGUGCAUUGGAAGGGAGUAUUUCGAUAUCCUGAAGUUAAAGGAACUUUUUGGGACACUUAUGGGACUGCUGACGUUACUUCCUUUCCAUGAUUUUUUAAAAUGCUAUUCACGGAGUAUGUAUCGAAGCUUAUGUCCUAAGGCCCUAGAGAUUAAACUGUUGUUCCAAACUUUCGAAUUCUCAACUUUGUCAGAUGAAAUUCCUCGGUGCACAUUUCCUCGGUAGUUUGUGGGUACACCACGUGGUCUUUCUCAAUUAUCUAUGAGCACCAGAAAAUCCCACUUACAAGAAAAUAUAGGAUUUUGUUGGUCUGUUCCAGAGAAAACAUGAGUACAAGUGAAAAAUCAGGUUGCUUUUUUAGACUGUGCAGGAAUUGACUGAGGUUCUAAGGGGCGAAAACUCCCAUCAUAUGCGGCACUUAAGGAAGGCGUAGCUGCCUAUGACAGAAUUACCAGAAAUUCGUUUUUUGCAUCUUGCUAUAAAGCAAAAGUGGAUUUCUUCGGGUUUCCUAGACCUUUGGGCAACGUGCAGAUUUCCCAGAUUUAAAUGCUUUUUCAAACAUAAAAUGGGAUGCAUUGGGGGAGGCGUUCGUCGAACUUAUGACAACAGGCUGCAUUCCUGAAGGCCUGCGAGUCAGGACGUAUCCCAAUGGUGAUUUGCCCACUGAAUCGGGAUGCUGAUUGCAGGAGCAGCGUUCUGGCCAAACGGACAAGGGGACCGAUUCUUCCUUCAGUAGGAUGCUAACACUGAACUGUACACUUGGAUGCUAAAGGAGAUUCUGUUGCUGGCCCCUGACCAGGGAGACAGCGCGAUGCGAUCUACAGGACUUCACUGCUCUGUUUUAUCAGUUCUAGAUUCCAGGCCGAAAGCCGAAAUCUAUCUUUUCACCUGGGUACUGUUAACCAUGCACGUGAUUGUCUGGUUGGCAGUGUUCGAUGACGUCAACUUUUUAAUUGGUGAAGUUUAGCUGACUGCAUCUCCUUAGUAUGGAAGCAGCUGUCCCUGCCAAUCAUACUCCUGUUUGUACUUAUCCAAGUCGUUUUGUAGCGAAAGUUUUUAAUUUGUAAUACUGAUUCAUUAGUAUCUUACCGAGCGAACUACCGGCCCGAGUCAUUUCCCUAUUCAAUACGAUAGAUAGCCAGUACCGUCCAUGUCUCUCCAACGGCAUAUAGCAGAGAGGACUAUUUUGGAUUGUUACCAUUCGCGGGUCUCCUUUAUUUUUGCGUGUCAGCCGUCACCAUUCGCUGUGAUUCACGAUGCUUCAUUACGUCUUUUGCCCGUAUUCUCGCUUUCAGAACAUAGUCACCCAUCGCUGCCCCUUGUAUCUGUUUUUGACGAAAUCGGUUGGAUGGCGUUAUUAAACUUAUUUAUUAGCCAUACGACGGGUUUUUUUAGCGUAACAUUUGUAUGCCUCACGUAGCGUGCUUAGUGGCGAAACCUUAAGUCUCCUAUGUGCCAGUAAACAUUAUUUUUUCCCAUUUCAGGGUUAUUUCCGCAUUCAUCGUGGAAGUCAGGCCUGCGGUGUAAACCAAAUGUGCUCGACCUCCAUCAUAAAGUAA